ACACAUCCGGCCCAGCUUCCUGCCAGGAUUAGUUCCGCAACACUCGUCGAUUGCGUUGGUCCGUGAGCACAGCGGCAGCAGUACACAGUGACAGACAGUGACACUCAUCGGUGGAUGCCCCGUACAUGGCACGCGGACCCAUACACCCACUCAGGCAAGAAACAACUACCCCGGGGCGCUUGCUUUCCUUGUGCGCUGAAUCCAACGCUAAAAGCCACCCCAGCCAAAAGCCUGACCUCUGAAAGACAAUGAAUUCAGGCACUGCGCGGCCUUCAGCGGCGCUCGCAGCCCGCAGCAGUUGCAGCGCUCUGCUGCCUCUGCGUUCACUGCGCCCCGUGUGCAACACCCCCACCCGUGCAGGCAGCGAGCAGCCCUCCAAAACUCCUACCUUUCAGCAGCCAUCGGCUUCUGACAAUGAGCCGAUGGCGAGCGAGCUGCAGCAGCGCGCGCGCGCGGCGGUUGGCAGCAACCACCUGGAAGACGCUGUGGCCCACGCGCUGGCGCAUGCAGCUCAUGUGCGGCCGCACGCAUCCAGUUCGCCGCGCUGUACGGCUGACCUGCCGUACACGCAGGCGGAGCUGGAGGGGCUGACGGGGCUGCGGUUCCGGGCGGAGGUGCGCCCGCCGGUCCCGGGGAUGGGAUCCAGCAGGAGCGCGGCUGGCUCGUCCUGCUGGAGGGAGAGCAGGGAAGCCAGCAGCGGCUAGAUGGGUGUGGAUGGGUGGAUGGGCGGGUAGGAAAGGUGGUGGAUGGGUGGUGGCGGGACAGCCUCACAGGCGUGUGUGUGUGUGUGCGACUGUGUGUGUGCGUGUGUAUAUGUAUGUUAACGCCGCAAGCUCAGGCGUUCAGCUGCUGGUGCUGUGAACAGAGGCACGCACUGCGCUGGCGCGCGGCCGUACGUGCUUGUGGCGUCGUGGUCGCUGUGGCUGCGCACUGCCGUGUGGCUGAAUUGGAGGUAGCGGCGCUGUGCACACGGAGUGGCAUGGAUGGACUUGGUGUGUAGUACUUGCUGUAGAACAGUAGUUGCUUGGAUGCUCCAGAAGGCCACCCCGAGUCAGUUGUGUUGUGCUGUUAAUUACGUUCAUGUUGAUCCAACCGGGUACUGCUGGCUAGCGUAGUGAGGUGAGAUCCUACGUGAC
This is a messenger RNA of Chlamydomonas reinhardtii, 1136 nucleotides long. RefSeq lists its product as uncharacterized. The transcript has a single exon. The record is from RefSeq and is a predicted model, not a curated record. The coding region runs from base 249 to 704 and encodes 151 amino acids. Lineage: Eukaryota; Viridiplantae; Chlorophyta; Chlorophyceae; Chlamydomonadales; Chlamydomonadaceae.